This is a messenger RNA of Lepisosteus oculatus (spotted gar), 5289 nucleotides long. It is a transcript of the gene alg13, whose product is annotated as ALG13 UDP-N-acetylglucosaminyltransferase subunit. Gene Ontology annotation, biological process: protein deubiquitination. The record is from RefSeq and is a predicted model, not a curated record. Gene Ontology annotation, molecular function: cysteine-type deubiquitinase activity. NCBI's taxonomy places the organism in Eukaryota, Metazoa, Chordata, Actinopteri, Semionotiformes, Lepisosteidae.
GUUUCGAACGUCUCUCUCUCAAAGGAAUCUUUCAGGCAUCGCUUUCUUUCGUCUCUACACGGUGAGACAUAAUGUACUGCGUUUAAAAUGCAAAAAGGCUUAAAGAAAUAUUUUAUGAACAUGGAUGAUUAUCUUGCAAGCAUUGGCCUUUACAGAAAAAUGGUAGCAAGGGACGCGUCCUGUCUUUUCCGAGCGGUUUCUGAGCAGCUUUAUUGCUCGCAAAAUUACCACCAGGACGUCAGGAAAGCCUGUGUUGAUUUCAUGAGAGCCAACAGGUGCAACUUUGAACCUUUUGUGGAAGGAUCUUUUGAGAAGUACUUGCAGCGUCUGGAAGAUCCAAAGGAAACGGCUGGCCAAGUGGAGAUUAAAGCUCUUUCUCUGCUAUUUAAGCGCCAGUUUAUCAUUUAUAAGUCCCCUGGAAAAUCGCCUACUGAAAUUGCUGAGAAUGAGUGCCCAGAAAAGAUUUUACUGUGCUGCUCCAAUAAUGGCCACUAUGAUAUUGUUUAUCCAAAGCACUACCCAACUGAUGCUGCCUUGUGCCAAGGUAUUGUGUAUGAGCUGCUUUACAACAGAGUGUUCAGCAUUGAAGAGGUAGAGAUCCAGGGGGCACUGGAGGCCUUCCACAGUGGCGGGCACAGAUACCACAACAGCACCUCUGUGGGCAGUGAGGAUGCCAGCUUUGACACCCCUGAUGACAAGACCCAGAGGAGCUCUUCAGAAAACAAGGAGGAGUGGGAGACAAGUGGGCAGAACCGCUGUGAAGGAAAACUUGGGACAGAUGAUUCUAAGAUGUCAGAUGGACUGCCAAAGGUGUCUUUUCCAUACAAAGUGCUAAAAGCUCUGGACUCUGAGAUUUACCGCAAUGUGGAGUUUGAUGUCUGGCAUGACAGCAGAAAAGAGUUUCAAAAAACAGACUACAUGGUAUUCGCUGGGAGACAGUACUUCUUGGGUGACAAGUGCCAGGUUCGCCUGGAGCCCGGUGGGAAGUACUACAAUGCUUUUAUCCAGGAAGUGGGCCGUAACACCAAUGCAGUGACAGUGUUUAUAGAGGAGCUUGGAGAAAAACACCUGGUAUCUCUAACAAAUCUGAGGCCUGUGAACCUGGUGCCAGCCUGGAACAUCACACCCAACAGAAAAGGAGGAACAUACAGCCGGAUCUCGGACAUGUAUCCACCUGAGCUAGAUCAGGAGAUGCGAGGCCGGAGACGUUUCUAUAAGAAACCCCGUGGGAAGGAGAUGUACUUGGCCAUGGCCUACAGCAGGGGGCAGCCUGGCCUGCCCCCUCGUCUCCAACACGGCCUCCCCUCUGGCAGGACACCGGCCAUUCACCCUGCUGGCAAUACUGGCCUGGCACCAUACGAGCAGUGUCGCCUCCAUCCCUCGAACCAGAGGCCCGGAAGAGGCUAUGGGCCUCCCAGAAAUUCAGCCCGCUUCAUAAAUAGACACCAGUUGGCCGGGCCUGAGAUACCGUACUGCUCCAACCCAGGCAAGAGGUGUUAUCAGAGCUUUGACAGUUACUCCUACAGAUCACGGUCCUGUAGCAGAGGGCGACAGCAGGUGCACUGCGUUAAUAAGGAAUGCCAGUUCAACUUUGUGCCGGAGAAUGGGGAGGAGACGCAGGGAAUGGAAGGCACGGUUGCGUUCUACGAGAUAGAAGAGGGCGAUGAGGCGGCCUUCCCACCCCUUCCGGGACAGGCUGUUGCUGGUCCUGUGGUUUCAGCUUCUGCAGCAUUUUGGCUACAGCGGGGCACAAGUCCUGUUCCAUCAGGGAAACAGGCUGUGACUUCAUCUGAGGAAGAUGUGGAUGAACGAAGCAACAGUGGUGAAUAUGCAGAGGAUUACAUUUAUGCUGCCCCAGAACCUGGAUACCAGAGUCCUUCAGUGUAUGCAGCUGCAGAAUCCACCAAUAACUUAGAUGCCCUUAAUGGUGAACGUGUCCUGUUGCAAUCCCUUCAAGAAGGAGGAUCACAUGCAGGUUCACCACCAGAGGGCGUUGCAACUUAUACUUACUCUCCACAGGUGGUUGUGAGCUCUGCUGUGAUGUCCUCUCCUGGAGUCACUCCUGCUCCUGCAGUUUUCACAACUAACUCCACGGGGAGCUUACAGAGCACGGUGUCCUCUGCCCCUUCCUCUCAGUCUAUCAUCCAGCCAAUGGUUGUACCCCAGCACUCUGCGGGAAGACCAGUUGUGCUGUCCGCCCUCUCGCUGCCCUACCCUCCCAGUGCCCUUGUGUUUGUGAACGAGGCCGGGGAGCCAGUGAGCGCCCCCCCACCUCCACCUUAUUCCUGCGACCCUAAUGGGAAUGACCUCCCCAGAGAUUACAAGGUUCUCCAGUAUUACUUCAACCUAGGAGUGCAGUGGUACCACCAGAACUGCUGGAAUGCCACAGUCCAGAUGCAGCAGCUAUACCAGCAGCCUGUUGCUGAGCAGUACCAGUCCUACUCUGGGUCGGCUCCCCGGGCAGAACAGAACCUGCCACAUCAGCCAUAUGGAGAAGGGGUGCAAGUAGCAGACCAACGAGGGGACACUACCAGUGGAGCCAUACUAAAUGUGGAGCCCUCUCUGUCUGCACAAGGAGCUGUCUAUUAUCCCAUAAUGCCUGAUCAAUGUAGCCAGCAGCCUCUCCCGAUGUACGAUCCUUAUGUCCCGGUGCUGCCAGCUUAUCGCUAUGUGACGCCCUGGCCACCCCUCAACCAGCCCAGAGUCCUUGGUCCUCUAUACCCCAACUCUACUCACCAAGUCGGUUACAUGGCUUCAUCUGCUCUGCCUCCACAUUUUGUCCCACAAGGCAUGUGACUGUUUUCCCAGGGGAUGUGAGACUGGCUUGUCAAUCUUCAGUGCCUUGUGCUGGCGAAAAGCUCUUCAACUAUCCUUCCCCACCUCUUCCCUACAAUGACUUGAGUUUUGCUGCUCUUUUUGAAAAGUGGGUUUGCUGUCGGUUGUAGUUUUUUGUUUUAAGAACAUUUUCAGAAAGGGCUUUCAUAGUAAGAGAACUCUGUGCCAUUAGAACUGGAGUUUACCACAGUAAAUGAUCAAGUUCCAGUUUCAGCAACCCAGAGCACACUCCUUCUAAAAGAGCCAGAAGUGUCAUUUUAGAUAUUCUCAGUGCGAGCUCUUGUUGCUUCUCCACUGCAUUUUCAGCUUUAUCCCCCAAAGAGAUGUUCGCAAAAUGAGAGAGAAGAAAGUACCAGCAUUUUCCAAAAAGCAGUUAUUCCCCAUUCCAUAAUUUUCCUGAAAUCAUACUGUACAGCAGAGUAUUAGGACAAGAAAUCUGUUUGGGCAAUUGCUAAAUGUUGCUUUAAAAGAAGGAGGAAAAUUGUUAAAUUUCAAAAUGGCACUUGAACCCUUUUACUCUAUAGUAUUGUAUAUAAUGUUUCUUAUAAAUGUUUGAAGUAUGUCUAUCACCUUUUCAAUACCAUCACCUUUUUACAUGUUCACUUUGAAGUUUUGCUUUUAACCAUGAUGAACACAUGAACAUUAUUCAUCAGUAUUGAAGCACUGAAUUCACAUUGACUUGAUGAAACCAAGACCACGAAACAUUUUGCCUUCUAUCUGUUCAAGCUCAGUAUUUAUCUAGGUGAAGUCUGUGUUCAUUGUAACAUACCUCCAUUGGUCAAUUGCAAAACCUCUUUUUUUGGGUUAGUGUUGUACGUAGUGUUGAGCUGCUUUUAAAGCUGAUUUUGUUUUGGAAGUAGGGAAAUCAAAGGCAAAACACCACCAUGAAAACUUUUAAGAGUAUUUAAACUGUUUUCAUGGUAAGUAAAACAGAUUAAACGUAAGCUUUCUUCUUUCUAUGAAGAAUCUGUAAACUGGCAUGGAUCACAUCUUCCUGUGUGUCAGGGGAAUAAGUAUUUUUUAAGAUUUUUAAAAGUAUGUAAUCCCUUGGUUUCUUACAGUCCUAUAUAAAAGGACUUUUUAUUUCUGCCCUAUACUAUUGACAAUGUUAAUUGUAAACUAGCUAUUAAUUAUUAGCUCAUAGUCCUUUCUCAAUCCAGAACACUGCAGAAGAGCCUCCCCUUUGCAACAGCAUGAGAAUGAUUAUUUGCAUUCAGAACCAUACAACCUGUUGGAUUUAAUAGAAAGGGUUUUGCAAUUAAUGUGUUCAUUAUAUUAGAAAUGUUAGAAACCCUCACAAUUGAAUUGAUAGUUUGUUAGACGUUCCAUCACUAUAGGUAACCCCAUCUAAUUUUUUUGGUAAGGCCAAUUUUCUGGUGCCCCCUAGAACAGCUUCAAAUGCCAGUUCCUCAGUCAGCCCACUAGGUGUGUUGGAAACAUGUUCUAAAUGUCUUGUAGUGUUCUUGCAAUACUGACCAUUUCCAUUUAUGUAUAAGCUUCUUCAGGGAAAGGUGACUGAUAUUUUUCCUUAAAAAGCAGCAAAUAAUGGCAUUUCUCAUUUUCCAUUGGCAUCUUAGAUGGGUGGAGGGUGUUCAUAAUUGUUAAAGACUGACCUCCUGCAGGAUUUGGAGGUUUCCUUUAAAUCUCCAACAGUUCAGCACUUAAAAAUGCUGUUGAAUUUGGCAGAGACUUUUAGUUGAAUUGGCUAGUAUUAUAUCCAGAUGGCUAGCCUUUUAGAACCAUAAUUACUCACCAUACCAGGCCUCAAAUAGGAGUUGGACAGUAUAGGACAGUGAUAUCGAGGGUGCUUGUAAAGUUAGCUGGCCUAUUAAAACUAUUGUGAAAAUGGAGCAGUGAACAUUGGAUCAUUAAGACCCCUUUCAUAUAGACUGUGCACAGCUAACAGAAGUAACAUCACUGGCAAUCGGAAGGUGUGCAGAGCAUUCAGAUAUUGAAAAUCGGUAAGCCGUAGGUGGUAAAUAAUCUCGUGUGUACCAUCGUUAUGCAGAUAACUCUGUUCCCGAUGCUCUUCAUGCCUGAUGAAUUUCAUUGCUCCUCAGGUGAAAGGUUUGUUCCUAUUGUUUAAAGUCAGGUAGCUUGCUAAGCACCUGUAUAUACAGUAUUACAAUAUACCUAGUCCUGAUCGACCUGCAGUUUUUUUACUCAACAUUGCCUGCAGUAGAACAGAUUCGCCUUCCUUUUUUGAUGUAAAAUUUGCUUCUUUCAUUUUUUAGAAGAUAUUAUUUUAAAGGAAAUUUUACAGAUUCACAUACUCCACCCCCCACAAGCCAAAAAAGCUUUAAACCAGUUUUGCUGCCACUGUUAAAAGCUCCCUACUGUUCUUUCUUGUGAAUUUAAUUUGUAUAAAAAGAUGUAAAGUUGCACCAUUUAUCACAGUUCACAUUUGGUUAAAGGUUUGGCAUUUGGGAAAUUAAAGACAUUGAAUUAAAACAA